Molecule: messenger RNA, 989 nt
Organism: Onthophagus taurus
Lineage: Eukaryota; Metazoa; Arthropoda; Insecta; Coleoptera; Scarabaeidae
Source: RefSeq, a predicted model, not a curated record
UCAACCUUGACUAAACAUCUGGUCAUCAGAUGAAAUAUCUUGAAGUCCUCUCGAACUGCAAAAGAGAUAAUCAUGCAACCUGAACCUCCUUAUCUUCUAUCAAAACAACGAAUCUGCCGAAUUUACUGGUAUAUAAACCCAACGAAAAUGUUCAAAAAUCAGUUCUUACUUCAUCAGUUCUAUCAAGAUGCGUUGCUUAAUCGUCGUCGCCCUUUUGGCCCUCGGCCACUCUGCUUUCGCCAAGAGCGUUAGCGCUCCACGUGCUUUCGAAGACAUUAUCAUCAACACCGUCGAAUGUGUUCGUGGUGAGAUGUUGGUUGGAUGGCCAGAUUUUGGAAUCCCCCAUUUGAACCCACUCAGAAUUGAAGACCACACCUUCAACUUUGCCGAUUUCGGACUUGAUGGUGUUACUGGUGAAUUGACCGUUACCGACUUAGUCUUCAGCGGAUUGAUUGAUUUCACUUAUGAUGGAAUUAGUGGCACCAUUGGUUUAAUCCCACCAAGCUACACCAUCAAAAUCACUUUACGUUUCGCCAAUCCAAUUCUUUCCACCAAUUACGUCAACGUGCUCACCUCCGAUACUAUCAACACUUGGGGAACUGGAACUUUGGACUUCUCAGCCCGCAACUUCCGUGCUGCCGUCGAUCUUAAAGCCACCAUCCUCGGUGGAAUUAAAUUGGAAUACUUCCACAUCAUCGUUGGUAUGGACCCACUUGAUAGCUUUGUUAUCACUGGUGUCCGUGACGAUGAAGCUUACAGCGCUGAAGUUAGCGCCGAUAUCUUAGCCAACGGCGCCACCAUCAUUGAUGAAAACGCUGACAGAAUCGACGAAGUCGCUAGUGAAGUCGUUUUGGGAAUGAUCAACGAAGGAGAUGGUGGUGAAGAAGAUGGUUUCAUCGGCGGCAUCAUCGACAGAUGUCUUGGUGGUCGUUAAUGAAUCAAUUAAUGUAAUUUUUUUUAAUUACAAUUGAACAAUAAAAUUAAUUCUU